CUGCUUGUAUAUGGCUGAGCGGACGGGAAGCCUAAUUUUCAGUGUCCUAUGGUCGUAUGUGACAGGAAAACCAGAUAAGCUUAUUAUUUACCGAUGAAAACUUGGCUGAUGUCUUCCGUCCUGGAAGUUGAAUCCGGUCCGUUGUCAGAUACCCAUCUUGAAGCUAUGCAGGACCCCCAAUUAGCAAAGGCUUCAACGGCGAUGUGCGCUACUGUUCACACACCCUGUAGCCUACCGGGCGGACCUACUGUGUACCAUUUAACAAUCGGCUAAUAUCUUCGGUUGUUCUGGAAAUCCAAGUCGUGGAAUUGAACCUUGAGGUAGUUGUGAAAAUAGUGGGCCUGUAGGUAUUGUAGCUAAGCCUAAUCACGAUAAGCACAUCGUAUAGCGUUACGUGUUGCUCUAGGAUCUUUCUCCAGUUCUCUAAGACAAGCAGGUUUCCCAAUCAUUUUCGGAACUUCACAAAUCAUCUACAUCAAAAUGGGGGCAGUGCUUUCGCUUUUGCAGAACACAUGGAGAGUCUUAAUUUCAACAAUUUCCGUUCUGAAAGCUUUGUCUACCGAGUUCAAUCAGGCUUUGAAGCGUGCAUCGCAGCCUCCAGGUCUCCCAAGCCCCAAACCAUCCCAGCCGUACUGGCUCAACGAUCCUCCAUAUCCUGAACUUGUUAAUGUAAGUUCGCCCAAAUUGCCGCAGACCGCAGAUGUGGCUAUCAUUGGUUCCGGAAUCGCCGGCGCUGCUGUCGCGCGGUCAUUGUUACACGAGCGACGCCGUCGUAACAUUUGUACGAAUGAAAAGGUGAUCGUUUUCGACGCGAGACAGCUAUGCAGCGGUGCCACCGCUCGAAAUGGCGGCCACAUCAAACCUUCGAUAUAUGAGUCCUUUUCUCGAUUCAGCAAGCUCUUCCCAAAAGAUCGCGCUGCUGCACUGGCGCGUUUUCAAUCUCUACAUAUCAAUUGUUUGAUCGAAUUAUGUCAAAGCCAAGGCAUCAAUGCUGCCGAAGCUCGGAGGGUCGAGACUGUUGACUUUUUCCUGGAUGAGCAAAGUUUCUCCAAGGCCGUCGCCGAUAUUGACGAAUUGAAGAGGUGGUUGCCAGAAAUUGAGAUUGCAGUAUGGAAUAGCAAUCAAGCACAUGAGAGGUUUGGCGUCAAUAAUAGCGUCGUCGGUGCUUUAUCCUACCAAGCAGGGGCUAUUUGGGCGUACCGGUUUGUUGCAUCUAUCUGGCGUGGCAUUCUGGACGAAUUCUCACAUAGUCUCUCUGUUGAGACGAAUACCCCUGUAGAGUCGAUAAGUGUUCCAAAAGAUGCCCCGGAAGGCUUCCCGUACGCUUUGCAGACUACUCGAGGAACUGUAUUUGUCCGACACGUAGUUCACGCUACCAACGCCUUCGCUAGUCAGCUCGUCCCAGGACUACGCAGCAAGAUCGUGGGUGCACAAGCCCAUAUGUCUGCUCAAAAACCAGGACAAAAUUUCGCAUAUGCUGAUGGCAUGCACUCCUGGAGUGUUGUUUACGGUGAGGGGUUUGACUACGUCACACAAAGGCCACCAGCCGCAGGUGAUUCCAAAGGAGAUCUGAUGAUCGGAGGCGGUUUCCUGCGAUCGCUAAAGCAAGGUAUCGAUCAAGUCGGUCGAUAUGACGAUGGCUCUCCGCUCGACCCUUUGACCACUACACACAUUGCAGGCAUUUUUCCAGCGAUAUUUCAUCCAAAUUGGGGUGUUGGUGCCGAAUUGAAGCAAACCUGGUCAGGUAUCAUCGGCCUGACAGGAGAUUCUCUUCCACUAGUCGGUCGCUUGGAUACAAAGUUAACAGGGCGGGAUACGAGACAACAAAAGCGGACGUCGAGCGACAAGUACCAUUGUGGAGAGUGGAUUGCAGCAGGUUUCUCCGGAGAGGGCAUGGUGUGGGCCUGGCUUUCAGGAGCAGCUCUUGGUAUCAUGAUUGCCGGAAGUGAAGACGAUGAAUUACCAAAGGUUCCAGGAAGGCCAGGUGGGAAAUUGGCGGAGUGGUUUCCAAAAGAACUAAUGGUGUCUCAUGAGAGGAUACGCAGUGCUGACGUUAGUAAUCUGGCUAGUCAAUCAUGAAGAACAGGGUUUUGUCUAGACGCGUCAUUGGCACUGUCAAAAGAAAUCAUACAUUUUAGUCACGGAAGAAACCGAAAUUCUUCAACUUUCUCCUUUGCCAUCCUGUUGUUUACUCUGUCUGCUAUACCGAAGCUCAUCGAAAGUCAUGUCUUCUUUUUUG
Alternaria alternata is the source of this 2239-nucleotide messenger RNA. Its product is annotated as DAO-domain-containing protein. The transcript has 2 exons. NCBI's taxonomy places the organism in Eukaryota, Fungi, Ascomycota, Dothideomycetes, Pleosporales, Pleosporaceae. Gene Ontology annotation, molecular function: oxidoreductase activity. The coding region runs from base 481 to 2079 and encodes 532 amino acids. Gene Ontology annotation, cellular component: cytoplasm. The record is from RefSeq and is a predicted model, not a curated record.